UGGUCAAGAGAGAAGUCCUCCGAUAGAACGUCCGAUUGGGCGGCUGCUGUGACGUCACCAGCGCGACGCUGGGCGCGCGAGGGUUUGAACGGGCGCUUGGCGGCGUCGCCAUGGAAACGUGGUCUAGCAGGCGCCAGUAAAGUUUAGAGAGAGAGAGAAAGAAAGCGGGAAACUGAGUUAAAAGGACGAAGGAGAAGCAGAGAAAGAAAGAAAGAGAGAGAGAGAAAGAAAGAGAGAGAGAGAGAGAGGCGUCUUUCGUUUUGUUGUUUUAAUAUAUAUAUAUAUAUAUAUAUUUAAUGUCCAAUGUUUCCCAAGGAGUCUUGACCUUUGCCCUGUUGCCAUGGCGACGGGGAGAUGGCGGCCGGAGCCUCUUGGCGCCUUCACUCUCCGCUUCUCGUGGAAAGAGCCUCGGCGCCUGAGGUAAGGAGCCUGGGAUGGAAGAAGAAGCAGCAAGACCCAAGGCGGCCAUGGCAGUCUAUGGAGGACUGCGAGGGGCAGCUGCACUGCGGAUGUAACGCGGUUUCAUAACACUUUUGCAGCUCCGGCCCAUGGAGCCCUCAGAGCCCUCCGCCUUCUGAGCUGAAGAGGAUCCCAGUGCCCCUCCCUUCGGGGACCCAGUUGGUAUCAUAGAAUGUGUCUUCUAUCAUAACAGCAUUGAUCUUCCAGGGACCCCUCUGACCCUCCUCCUCCUCCUCCUCCUCUGCUGGGCUGCCUGGGGCUUCCACCAGUUCCAGGGAAGGAGAUCCGGCCCCGCUGCUGCUGCUGCUGCUGUAAGAGACCUCCUCGUUGGGCAUCAAGCAGGGGCUCAAGAUGGUUGUGACUCAUGUUAUCCCUAACAUGCCUCACAGAUAGAUGGAGAACCAAGAGAGCUCUGUAGAGGACAGCUGGGAAGGGAUAACAAUUUGAUGAAUGAAGAUCAAGGUAGUGUACCUUGUUCUCCCCCUGCCCAUCAUAUCCUCAAAACAACUUGGUGAGAAGGAGUAACUGGCCUGAAGUCACCCACUGAGCUUCAUGGUUGAGUGCAGACUUUGAAUCGAAGAUGGCUUCAUGUCUCUACGAAUGCCUCUGUGAGGCAGAACUUGAAAAAUAUUACCCCCAUUUUACUGCCCUUGGUUUUCAGAAGAUUGACGAACUUGCCAAGGUCUCUAUGAAAGAUUAUGCCAAACUGGGGGUACACAACAUGAAAGACCGUAAGCGUCUCUUCCAGCUUAUUCGAAUCAUCAGAAUGUUGCAGGCGGAAGAAGCAACAGCAGGGAGAAAGCAACAAGGUUUUCAGGCUGGUGCUAUCCACCUUCAAUCUCAAGUGACCAGAUCUGGCCCUCGGAGACAACUCCACUUUGAUUCUCUCUCAGAAGAAAGAGAUGGAAGGAAAGAUCUUGAACCCAGACUGUGUGUGUUAUCUAGUUGCCCUGGAAGUGAAGAGAAAGAUGAUUUAGCUGCUGUGUUAAAUCAUCAUUCUGAAUACAAAAGACCCAGGAAAGAGUCUUUGAAUGCCUCUUCAACAUGGACAGAAUACAAAGUGGGCAUUCCAGUUAGCAGCUCAUCGAAUGAUAUUGCCCCUCUCUUAGGGGACAUUGAGACCCCUUUUGUCCAAAGAGUAUCUCAUGUUUCAGGUUAUAAUUAUGGAGUACCACAUUCUUGUAUCAGGCCUAUUUCUUCUGAGAAAGAGACUCCAUGGACUGAGACAGACAAGAUCCGUGUCUGUGUUCGAAAGCGUCCCCUUGGCUUGAGAGAAGAACGGCGUGGAGAAGUGAACAUCAUCACAGUGGAAGACAAAGACACUCUCCUGCUCCAUGAGAAAAAGGAGGCUGUGGACCUGACCCAGUAUAUUUUGCAGCAUGUGUUUUACUUUGACGAAGUCUUCGGGGAGGCUUGUUCCAAUCAGGAUGUAUACAUGAAGACUGCUCACCCCCUCAUCCAACACAUUUUCAAUGGUGGCAAUGCCACUUGUUUUGCAUACGGGCAGACAGGUGCUGGUAAGACCUACACUAUGAUCGGCACGCACCAAAACCCAGGACUCUACGCACUGGCUGCUAAAGAUAUCUUCAGGCAAUUGGAAGCAUCCCCAACUUGUAAAGACCUUCAUAUUUGGAUCAGCUUUUAUGAGAUCUACUGUGGGCAGCUUUAUGACUUGCUAAAUGGAAGGAAGAGACUGUUUGCAAGGGAAGAUAGCAAGCGUGUUGUGCAGAUAGUCGGGCUGCGUGAGAUCCAAGUCAGUACCGUCAACCUGCUUCUAGAGGUAAUUUUGAAAGGAGGGAAGGAACGAAGUACAGGGGCGACUGGUGUAAACUCGGAUUCCUCCCGUUCCCACGCCAUUAUCCAGAUUCAGAUUAAAGAUCCAACAAACAGAGUAUUUGGGAGGAUCUCCUUCAUUGAUCUAGCUGGCAGUGAGAGAGCAGCUGAUGCCAGAGACUCUGACAGACAGACAAAAAUGGAAGGGGCAGAAAUAAAUCAAAGUCUCCUGGCGCUGAAAGAAUGCAUCCGUGCCUUGGAUCAGGAACAUGCUCACACUCCAUUCAGGCAAAGCAAACUGACUCAGGUCCUAAAAGACUCUUUUGUUGGUAAUUCCAAGACAUGCAUGAUAGCCAAUGUCUCACCCAGCCACAUCGCAACAGAACACACCCUAAAUACCUUACGGUAUGCUGACAGGGUGAAGGAGCUGAAGAGGGGGAUUAAGUGUUGCACACCUGUUGUGAGCAGACGGCGGGUGACAGCAAACUGGUCUCCUAAACGUAUCCAGAGUUCUUCUUGUUUCCAAGCUGGGGAAAAAAACUCACCCAAGAAAGUAAAGCUGGGCCUUCAGCACCCAGCAACCCCUGCAGCUUUGCCCAAGACCAAGGUUUCACCAGUGCUGUGCCACCCAUUUUCUUCUGCCCCAAAAGGACAGGCCCGCAGAGGGCAUUUGGGUACUCAGGAUUGGCUCGGCUGCAGUAGCCUGGUGAAAUACACACCGAGAACAGGAGCAUCAGCCAAGAAGAUGACUGAGGAGCCCUCUCUGCAUCCUGAGAAGAAUGCUUUUGGGAAGGACUUCAUGGCCAAGGCAGCAGAUGGCCAAGGAGAAAGGUCACGGGUUAAGUGCCUAAAAGUCCAGCCUGUGCAGAAACAGCUGGUUUCCAGAGCAGACUUUUCCUUCGGUGACAGUGACCGGUCCUUGGCCCACCCAGAGGAAGGUGGAAGGCUCUUUGCAGAGCAGUGUGCUGUGACGUGGACAGAUCUCCCACCCCAUCAGAAAGACAGGGAGCAACACCUCCGCCUAUACCACCAGCAGUUCCAGAAGCCUCCUAUUCUGCAGCAGAAGCUGAGCUACCAACCUCUGGAGAAGUUUUUAGCCCAGUACAAACCCCAGGAGGUUCAGGUGAAGGAAGAGCCCCCUUGCCAGACUCCUCUUUCCCCCCAGGACUGUGAUGAGACAAUGCAGCUAGAAGAUCUGGAUGACAGCGACUUCAGCGAGGACUCCUUCUCUCCUGGAUCAAGCCAGAAGAAGGUUGAGAGUCAAGCUAAAAGGGAAAGCACCCAGGAUUCAUUUUUCCUCCAUCAGAGGGAGUGUGGGACUGAGGGAUGGGAGGUCCAGGGUGGACAGGAACUGUUUUCCAGAAAGUCUGAGAAUAAAAGUAGGGAAGUUUUGUUAGGACUGGAGGAGGCUGCUGGGUGUAAGGAAGACAGUAAGAGUCCAUCUGACAAGAGCACAGAAGCAUUCAGUUCCUUUCCAAAGAAUGACACACCAGAGAAACCUUACUGCUCACAGGAUGACAACAUUGUAUGUAACAGCAUAAGCAACACAUCUAUUCCUACACCAAAGCAGCCCAGAUAUACAGAUCUACCUCUAAAUUGCCCCAGCGAGUGCUUCUCUGUGCCAGAAAAGUCAGCACAAAGUCCACCAUUUGACCACAUGUUGGCAUCUGCAAGCUGCAUCUCUGAUGGCCUGACAGAAGAAUCUCUUCAAGGUAAUCAUGCCCCCCCUUUCAGAGUUUGCAAGAAAAAAGUGCCCCCCAAAAGGAACAGGCCUUGAUGGGGCUCUGAAUUGUUCAGUGGAAUUUCCUGCAGAGAUGACUCCCUUGACAGUGUCCCUCCUCAACACUGACACUCCAAGGGAAGAGCAUUCCCCCCAGGGACAAAGAAAAAUGGUGCACAAGGAAGAGGAGGCAGGC
Molecule: messenger RNA, 4148 nt
Organism: Sceloporus undulatus (fence lizard)
Lineage: Eukaryota; Metazoa; Chordata; Lepidosauria; Squamata; Phrynosomatidae
Gene: KIF24
Product: kinesin family member 24
Exons: 13
Coding region: 1040-4009 (989 amino acids)
Biological process (GO): microtubule-based movement
Molecular function (GO): microtubule binding; microtubule motor activity; ATP binding
Source: RefSeq, a predicted model, not a curated record